AUGGCCAUUCCAGCCUCAUCUCCUCCAAACCAUUCAUCAUCAACAACAACUCUACACACCACCACCACCAUGUCUCUAAACUACCACUGCUACUAUUAUCCAACCAAAUCAUCCCUUCAAAUCUUCAACACCCUUAGUAGCAGUAAUAAUCAUAAUAAUAUGCCUUCAUCAUCCAAACAACUGGGCUCAAAGCCAUCAUCAUCAUCACCUCCUGGUCAUCAUGUUGUUCCAUUAGCUUUGGCUACAUAUGCUCAUUAUGAUAUUGAAGCUGCAAGAGUGGCAGUGGAAUCCGCCUUCGAGAUGGAGAGCUUGUGGGCUUACAGAAAACAGAGUGAAAAAGAUGAUCUUGAUUACUAUGAUGCUGUUGAUGAUCUAGAAAGGAAUUGGGGAAAUGGAGGAGUGUUGAUUAGAAGGAAGAGAAGAAGAAAAAGAAGAAAGGAAACCAAUAUGGGAAAUUCGGGGAAUGAUGAGAAAGUAGUUACUGACAUGUUAAUCUUGAAGCCAGAGAAUUCUUCAGGGCAAUAUUUGAGCCCUCAACAGGAAGCAGAUUAUACUUUCUGCCUCAAGGAGGAAGCAAGAAUUGAAGCAGUGAGGAAGAGAAUUGAAGAGGCAACUAGGAGUGAAGUUACUUUAUCCCAAUGGGCUAAAGCUGCUGGAUUGAGCAGAAAUACUCUAGAUAAGAUUUUGUGUAAUGGUAGAGAAGCAAGAGAUAGAAUUACCAGAUGUUACAGAAGACUUGUGAUUUCUUUAGCUUCAGGUUAUCAAGGAAGAGGGUUCAGUUUGCAAGAUCUGGUUCAGGAAGGAAACCUUGGGCUAAUUCAUGGUGCAAAAAAAUUUAAUCCAGAGAAGGGUUAUAAGCUAUCAACCUAUGUUUACUGGUGGAUUAAGCAAUCUAUGUCCAGAGCAGUAGCAAAGAAGUCUAGACUCACUAGACUGCCGGGUAGCAUAAGUGAGCUGGUUCCAAAGAUCUGUGAGGCCAAUGCUGUCUUAAGCCAGAAGCUGCGCAAACUUCCAACGUGUGAUGAAAUCGCGAAACUGAUUAACAAAAACAGCUUAACAGUAGCUCUUACCCUUGAAAGGAACAGAGAACCAAUUUCUCUGGAUCAAGCAAUGUCAGCUAGCAACAUGUCAUUGCAGGAGAUUGUCCCAGGACCGGAUGAAUUAACGCCUGACACAAUGGUGGAGAAACAGUUCAUAAAGAAGGACUUAGAUAAGCUUCUGAAGGGACUAUCUGAAAGGGAAAGGAGUAUAAUCAGAUUGUAUUAUGGCCUAAAUGGCCACACCCCUCUAUCUUUUGAGGAUAUAGGAAGACGCUUAAAACUCUCAAGAGAAAGAGUGAGGCAGAUUAGCUGUGGUGCCUUGAAGAAACUACGCGAGAAUAGCAUGUUAAACGAUCUGAAAGUAUAUAUUGCAUAG
Molecule: messenger RNA, 1416 nt
Organism: Oldenlandia corymbosa var. corymbosa
Lineage: Eukaryota; Viridiplantae; Streptophyta; Magnoliopsida; Gentianales; Rubiaceae
Source: the annotation of a GenBank genome assembly